Messenger RNA from Asparagus officinalis (garden asparagus), 1673 nucleotides. RefSeq names its product microfibrillar-associated protein 1-like. The transcript is spliced from 3 exons. Gene Ontology annotation, molecular function: RNA binding. Gene Ontology annotation, biological process: mRNA splicing, via spliceosome. Lineage: Eukaryota; Viridiplantae; Streptophyta; Magnoliopsida; Asparagales; Asparagaceae. The record is from RefSeq and is a predicted model, not a curated record. Bases 166 to 1467 code for a protein of 433 amino acids. Gene Ontology annotation, cellular component: U2-type spliceosomal complex.
AUUAAUUCCCAUGUCUCUCUCGCUCAUCUCUCUCUCUCUCGCUCGCCGGAAAGGGCGAAAUUUUCCUUCUACCUUUCUGGAUUUAGGUGAGAAUAAAUUUUAUGAGAACUCGAGGAAACGAGAGAUUUGAGUAAUUACGGUUAGGGUUUCGUCAAUUUCACAACCAUGUCAGUCACCGCCGGGGUCAGCGAAGCUGCAAUCGCAGUCCGAGACAAGCUCCGGGGCAAAAUAGGGCAAACCAAGGUCAAGAGAUACUGGCCUGGGAAAGCCCCCGAAUGGGCUGAUGAUGCUGAUGAGGACCUCGACAUCAAACUCUCGAGGGCUGCGGCCCUCGAGCAAGCUUUCCCCUCCCACGAAGACGCCAACAUCGCCCGGAGCGAUGACCGGAGGCUCCGGCGACUUGCUGAGAACAAAUCUGAGAACAAAGAAGAAAUUAGGGCAGAUCACCGGAGAAUUCGACAGGCGGAGAUUGUGACGACGAUUGAAGAGGAGACUAAAAGGCAGGAAAGGUUGGAUUUUGAGGAGGAUGAUGAGGACGCAAUUGAGGAGAGGAGGAGGAGGAUUCGAGAGAAAUUGCUUUUGAGAGAGCAAGAAGAAGCGGCUCUUCAGCCGAUAGAUGAAGAGGAAGAAGAGGAGGAGGAGGAAGAAGAGGAGUCGGAGUAUGAGACGGAUUCUGAGGAGGAGCAGACGGGUAUUGCGAUGGUGAAGCCCGUGUUUAUUCCAAAGGCUCAGCGAGAUACUAUCGCUGAGCGAGAGAGGCUUGAAGCUGAGGAGAGAAGGUUAGAGGAGUUAGUGAAGAAGAGGUUGGACGAGAGAAAGGUUGAAACCAAGAAGAUUGUGGUAGAGAAAAUUAGGGAAGAUGAAGAAGUGCAGAAGAAUUUGGAAGCGGAGGCAAACAUUGAGGAUGUGGAGACCGAUGAUGAGUUGAAUGAAGCUGAGGAGUAUGAAGCAUGGAAAGCCCGAGAGAUUGCAAGGAUUAAAAGGGAUAGAGAGGAUAGAGAAGCUCGAUUGAAGGAGAAGGAAGAGAUUGAGAAGGUGAGGAACAUGACAGAGGAGGAGAGGAGAGAGUGGGAGAGGAAAAACCCUAAACCGUUGCCCCCAACGAAGCAAAAAUGGAGGUUUAUGCAGAAAUAUUAUCAUAAGGGUGCAUUCUUUCAGUCGGAAGUUGAUGAUCAUGCUGCUACAGUUGGUACUGAUGAGAUAUUCCACCGAGAUUUCUCAGCUCCAACGGGUGAAGAUAAGAUGGAUAAGAGCAUUUUGCCUAAGGUUAUGCAAGUCAAGCACUUUGGGCGUAGUGGGAGAACCAAAUGGACUCAUCUUGUUAAUGAGGAUACAACUGAUUGGAACACCCCGUGGACUGUUAAUGGCCCUCUUCGAGCAAAGUACAAUGCAAAGAUGGCUGGGAUGAACACGCCAAUAGAGAAACCCAAAGGUAGCAAGAAAUUGAAGGACUGGGGGACCAGUUAGUUAUUUUCAUCACUAUCGUGCAAUUUUUUCUCUGUUCAAAAAAGACUGAAAGGGAGCUCGGCUUCCUGAUGUACUUCAUGUCGAUCCUGAUUAAUACAGUUCGCUGUAUACAGCACACGUCACUCUUUGAGUAAUAUAUUGGCUAUCUGUAGUAACUCCUGUCAUUUUCUCAUCAGAAUGUUUAACAUAAGUUUUGUGUUGUGAUA